AUGUCUUUCACAAAGAAAAAUGUCAGUUUGGCACAAGGUCCAGACCCAAGAAGCUCAAUCCAAACUGAAAGAGCCAACUCCAAAUUUAACCCUGAAAAGAUGAACUACUUUUUGGAAGGUUCUAAAGAGAGAUCUGAAUUGUUCAAAGGUUUGGCCCAACAAAUGGAAAGAGACCCUGUCUUAUUCACUGAUGGUUCUUACUACGACUUAACCAAAGACCAACAAAGAGAAUUAACCGCUGUGAAAAUCAACAGAUUAGCUAGAUACAGAGAAACUGACUCUAUUGACACAUUCAACAAGCGAUUAUCAUUGGUUGGUGUUUUCGACCCACAAGUCGGUACCAGAAUUGGUGUUAACUUGGGUUUAUUCCUUUCUUGUAUUAGAGGUAACGGUACUGCUGAACAAUUAAAAUACUGGGCUUUUGAUAAGGAAACUUCUAAUAUCAAAGGUAUUUACGGUUGUUUUGGUAUGACUGAAUUGGCCCACGGUUCCAAUGUUGCUGGUUUAGAAACCACUGCUACUUUUGACAAAGAAAAUGAUGAAUUUGUUAUUAAUACUCCACACGUUGGUGCCACCAAAUGGUGGAUUGGUGGUGCUGCCCACUCUGCUACUCAUUGUUCUGUUUAUGCCAGAUUAAUUGUUGAUGGUGAAGAUUAUGGUGUCAAAACUUUUGUUGUCCCAUUGAGAGACUCCAACCACGACCUUAUGCCAGGUGUCACUGUUGGUGAUAUUGGUGCCAAGAUGGGUAGAGACGGUAUUGACAAUGGUUGGAUUCAAUUCUCCAAUGUCAGAAUCCCAAGAUUCUUUAUGUUGCAAAAGUUCUGUAAAGUUUCUGCUGACGGUGAAGUUGUCUUGCCUCCAUUAGAACAAUUGUCGUAUUCUGCUUUAUUAGGUGGUAGAGUUAUGAUGGUUUUGGACUCCUAUAGAAUGUUAGCAAGAAUGUCCACCAUUGCCUUGAGAUAUGCUAUUGGUAGAAGACAAUUCAAAGGUGACAAUGUUGACCAAAAUGAUCCAAAUGCUUUGGAAACUCAAUUAAUAGAUUACCCAUUACACCAAAAGAGAUUAUUCCCAUACUUGGCUGCUGCUUAUGUUAUUUCUGCUGGUGCCCUUAAAAUUGAACAUACUAUUGAAACCACUUUGGAAGAAUUGGAUCAAGCUGUCGCCAAAGGAGAUCAACGUGCCAUUUUCAAAUCUAUUGAUGACAUGAAAUCCUUGUUUGUUGAUUCAGGUUCAUUGAAAUCUACUGCUACUUGGUUGGCAGCUGAAGCUAUUGACCAAUGUAGACAAGCUUGUGGUGGUCACGGUUACUCGUCAUACAAUGGUUUCGGUAAAGCUUACAAUGACUGGGUUGUCCAAUGUACUUGGGAAGGUGACAACAAUGUCUUGGGUAUGAGUGUUGGUAAACCAAUUGUCAGAGAAGUUAUCAAUCUUGAGGAUAAAGGCAAGAAAGUUAGAGGCUCUACUGCUUUCUUGAAUCAAUUAAAAGAAUACACUGGUUCCAACAGUUCGAAGGUUGUGUUGGAUAGUGUUGCUGACUUGGAUGAUGUCAACAAGGUUAUCAAGGCCAUUGAAGUUGCUAUCAUCAGAUUAGCCCAAGAAGCUGCAACUACUGUCAGAAAGGAAUCUUUGGAUUUCGUUGGUGCUGAGUUGGUUCAACUUUCUAAAUUGAAAGCUCACCAUUACCUGUUGACUGAAUACGUUAGAAGAGUUAACGAAUUCGACCAAAAAGAUUUGGUUCCAUAUUUGCUCACCAUUGCUAAAUUAUACGGUGCUACUGUUGUUUUGGACAAGUUUGCUGGUGUUUUCUUAACUUUCAAUGUUGCUUCUACUAAAGCCAUCACUGACUUGGCUUCUGUUCAAAUUCCAAAAUUAUGUGCUGAAGUUAGACCAAACGUUGUUGCUUACACUGAUUCCUUCCAACAAUCCGAUAUGAUUGUCAACUCUGCUAUUGGUAGAUAUGAUGGUGAUAUCUAUGAAAAUUACUUUGACUUGGUCAAGGCCCAAAACCCACCAUCAAAGACUAAAGCUCCAUACUCUGCUGCUUUAGAAGCUAUGUUGAACAGACCAUCUUUGGAAGCCAGAGAAAGAUUUGAAAAGACUGAUGAAACUGCUGAAAUUUUAUCCAAAUAA
This is a messenger RNA of Candida dubliniensis CD36, 2130 nucleotides long. It is a transcript of the gene POX1-3, whose product is annotated as acyl-CoA oxidase. Gene Ontology annotation, cellular component: peroxisome. NCBI's taxonomy places the organism in Eukaryota, Fungi, Ascomycota, Pichiomycetes, Serinales, Debaryomycetaceae. The record is from RefSeq and is a predicted model, not a curated record. The transcript has a single exon. Gene Ontology annotation, molecular function: fatty acid binding; acyl-CoA oxidase activity; FAD binding. Gene Ontology annotation, biological process: fatty acid beta-oxidation using acyl-CoA oxidase; lipid homeostasis. The coding region runs from base 1 to 2130 and encodes 709 amino acids.